AUGUCGUUCAAAGUUCUCUCGCUGCUCCUCGCGUCUCUGGGCUUUGUUUUGAUGGAAGAGAACGUCUCGGGGGUGAGUCCAAGGGCUCCCAGUGCCAGACCAGUGCAACGACGCUACUCGGAGGCCACCCUGGCGAGUGACUACAGCCGCACGAUGGACACCAUGCUGAAAAAGAACUUUGUGGAGUGGUUGCUCGCCAGACGGGAGAAGAAAAGCGACAACAUCAUCGAGCCGUACAGGAGGGAAGCUGAGCCCCAAAUACCAGCUGUGAACGGCCAAAGUUUGGACCUGGGCACCCAAGAAGCCAAAGACUUCUUCAGCUGGCUUCUGAAAACCAAGAAAAGUCAGAGUUCUGCUUCCCCAGAAGGUUCAGAGGGUUUGAAGGAUGUUCUGAACCAGGAGUUUCUGACAUGGCUGAUGUCGACCGAUCUCUGCAGACCAAU
Pterocles gutturalis (yellow-throated sandgrouse) is the source of this 443-nucleotide messenger RNA. RefSeq names its product gastric inhibitory polypeptide (gene GIP). The record is from RefSeq and is a predicted model, not a curated record. The annotation marks the transcript as partial. Gene Ontology annotation, cellular component: extracellular region. Gene Ontology annotation, biological process: regulation of fatty acid biosynthetic process; response to glucose; regulation of insulin secretion. NCBI's taxonomy places the organism in Eukaryota, Metazoa, Chordata, Aves, Pterocliformes, Pteroclidae. The transcript has 4 exons. Gene Ontology annotation, molecular function: glucagon receptor binding; hormone activity.